AUGUCCUCACUGGGUGAGCCAACAAGGCUCGAGCAAAUGGGACAAGUCGAAGGACUUCCGAUCGGCUCUGUUUUCAUCGAUAGACAUGUGCACGAAAUACUGACAAAGAAGUUGGAAAAUGCGCAAGAUCAUUUGCGGCUCCCUCCCGAUGAGACAGCAUGGGAAAUGACCACCGGUCGAUUUCAACGAUUUAAAUGUGCUUUUGGGAGCGAAGUUACCUUGACUCCGUACUUGAAGCUUGAUGUCCCCCAUCUCGCUUCGGACUUUGAUUUGCCUGCGGCAGGAAGCUCUAAUGGGCAAAUCAGCAUAGCAUAG
Molecule: messenger RNA, 315 nt
Organism: Penicillium malachiteum
Lineage: Eukaryota; Fungi; Ascomycota; Eurotiomycetes; Eurotiales; Aspergillaceae
Exons: 2
Coding region: 1-315 (104 amino acids)
Source: RefSeq, a predicted model, not a curated record